GCCUACAGUACUCGUUGUAUUCGCUGGGUUGAACUGAUUCCUCACGUAUCUCUGCACAAGACUCGUCUUCCCCACCCCUUGGCUCCCCAAAACCACAAUCUUAGCUUCGAGCGACUGGGCCAUCUCCUGAUGCCUAAGAUCCGAAUUUCCUUCCCGAUGUAAUCUCUCGACAGCCUUGCACCGCUCAAAAGAAUUCCCCAAGGAACCCAAAUAUGAAGACGAAAAAAAUAAAAUGCAAGCGCGUAUGGGGAAAGGAACCGUCUCGUCUCUAUCGUCGUCGUCGUCGUGGAUAUCGUCUCAAUGUCAUGCCUUGACCUGUCGCGGCCUCAUCAUCUGCGCCAGGAUCCCGGGAAAUAUGCAAGGUCAGUCAGUCAGUCAGUCAGUCAGUUCGUCCGUCGUCUUUGUCGCACGAGCCAGAAACACCGAGAGAGAGAGAGAGGGAUUCUCUUAUGCAUGAGUAGUAGAAAACCCGGCCAUGACC
Amorphotheca resinae ATCC 22711 is the source of this 481-nucleotide messenger RNA. RefSeq lists its product as hypothetical. The record is from RefSeq and is a predicted model, not a curated record. Bases 233 to 457 code for a protein of 74 amino acids. Lineage: Eukaryota; Fungi; Ascomycota; Leotiomycetes; Helotiales; Amorphothecaceae. The transcript has 2 exons.